UAUGUCCCUUAAAAAGAUAUCAAAAAUAAUUUGUUUGCAGAAAAAUUAUUGAAAAGCAAGUCAUGAAUAACACCCAAACGAUUUACAAAAUUCAAGUGACAUCCUGCAAGUCUUUAAUAGAAGAAUCUAUGGAAAACACCAGCAACAUACUCUCAACGUGAUGUGAGUUUCCAAGAUGAUGGUGACUGAGACAAAAGUAAUCUAAGGAACCAUAAUGAUAGAAAUGGUUGGAGAAUGAGGGCGUUUCUCUUUAUUAUCAGCACCUGUUGUGUCUUGCCAAACCUGAAAACCGGUGCCGCUACAAUACUAAGGCAGCUUAACAUUUCAUCUGGCAGUUUCAUUGAGAAGGUUGAGGGUUCAAAGGUUGAAGUGCGAUGCUCGGCCAACAGCGACGUGCCCACUCGCAACAUCUACUGGAAGGCGCAGCAGCCCAACUCUCGCUUCCAGCAGCGUCACCUCAACAACUACACGGUGGUCUUCACCAUCACAGACCUGCACCGGUCGGAUGCCGGCCGCUACAAGUGUAUUCUCGUCGAUGCCCAUGGCAAUGGCUACAUGGAGAAAAAGAUGGAGCUGCACGUCACACCUAACUCAUCGUACCCAGAUGGUCGGGGUAAGUGUGGUAUCACCCAGUUCCGCUGUGUCGACUCUGGCCUGUGUAUCUUCGCUCGCUUUCUCUGUGAUGGUCAGCCAAAUUGUCCCGAUAAUUCUGAUGAAGUAAACUGUUCAAAAGACAUCUGUCGUGACAAGUUCCGGUGUAACAACAGUAGGUGUAUCAGUAAACGACUGGUGUGCGAUGGAACAGACAACUGUUCAGAUGGAACAGAUGAAGAGAACUGUUCUUCUGUCAGUACGACAAGUCCGGACGUGGAUGAGACGUAUCACUUCAACUGGCUGAAGACCACAGUGUACACGGUGAUUGGCUGUACCGUGGCCAUCGUCAUCUUCAUAUCCUUCAUCGUCAUCGUCGUCUUCCGCAUCAAGAUGAAGCGUCUGCGCACACGCAGACUGGCCCGGGCAAUGGAGCGACACCGUCAGCAUCAGGACGGGUCUAACAACCCGGGCAGGUCGGCAGAGCAGGACCCCUUCCUGGCAGUGGGAACAAACUCACACUUCGGCAACAUAAUAGUCAAUGUGAACAAUGGGGUGCAGUAUGUUCCAUCAUCAGACUUCAACCAGUUUGUGGAUACCCCUCCCCCAUACCACGAGGUGGUGGGUGCUCACAGACGCAACUCGCCACCACCACCAUACAGUACAAUUGACAGAUCGCCAAGACCUAAAUCAGUUUCUGAGACCACAGCUGAAACUAGUAACCCAGCAGCAUCUGGCAGGAGAGAACUUCACGAACUUCCAGUGACUGAAGUAAGCCACGCGACUGAGAGUGUUAAUUCUGCUACCCCGGUGACACAGGUGUCAGACUCGGAAACAGCAAACCAUACAACACAGUCUUUACCACAGGUAGAUGCCAGUCCAGAACAAUCGGAACCAGUUCAGUCGGAACCAGUUCAGUCAGGUGCUGAACAGAUAAGACUGGUUCAGGGUAGUCAGAGUCUGCCUAGACCUGGUCGUCUUGCUGUGCAUGACGGCAAAAUUGUGAUCAAUCCUGAAAACUUUGGUGUUGCUGAAUCUAACAGCAUUUCUUCCCACACGCUAGACACACCGAGACAAGGCCAGCUUGAGGUGAAGGAAGGACAGAUAGUGUUGAAAGUUGAUGGUGAUGGAGACGAAGCAUUGACUAGACAGAUGAGAGGAAUUCAGUCUCCACUGGAGGGGGAAGGGAGUCAGUCGACGGGGGGAGGAACUUUAGAUGUACAAGAUGGAGUCAUUGUGUUCAGACCUCGGGAAUCAUGAUAUUGCGUUUUGUUUUUUGUUAUGGAAUUUGUGCCAUUUUAAUACAUCAGGGCCCAUUACUUAUGACUACUGAAUAGGACCCUUAUUCACGUUUAACUUUUAAUCUUGCAGAGAAAAUUAAAAUGUUGGUAUAGGAGCUAUUCAGGUUUAAAUUUAUCUGGUCUCCAUGCAUGUGGUCUCUGAAAUGUUUUCUUGUAAAUGUGCAAAUACACAAUCAGAAAAAAAAGUUUCAAAAUGGCUUCAUUCAGGUCCUUUUAAACAAAACUUUUCUGAUGACUUCUGACUGAAAGUUGUAAUACUGACAUACAGGUGUUUAGAAGUAAAAGGACAUGGUUCGUUAAAAUUAGUUACACUAAAUUAUAUUGCAGUAGUUUAGGUCAGGUAGCAAUCUGUGGUAAAAUUCAUCAACCCUUCUAACUAGUCUAGUUGGUGGCCAGACCAAAUUCCACCUCUGCCUUUAAUCUCAUAUUAUUAAACGAACUGUCCUGAGUUUGCUGCCAUUGUACGAUGUUUCCAGCAAAGGUUGAUGAUUGGACAUUCUCGCACCAUCAGUUUGGAUCCAUACACAAAUAUAAAUGGUAAAUUUGUUUUAAUAUUUGACAAAUUGUACAAUUUUUUUUCUUUGAUCUUUUAAAACAUGGUGCUGGAUUUAGCUCAGUCGGUUGAAUGCUCUCUUACAGUACUUAAUCAAUUGCUCUAAUUUGGUGUUUUAAAAUUUUAAUAUAAUAAUCUCAUGAUGCUUAAGAAAAAUAAAAAGAUACUGACAUGUUUUCUGUUCAGUAUGCACUGAAAUGUAUUUUAAUAGUUGUGAACCUAAUGUAAAAAUAAUAAAUAAACACACCCUAUAGUAGUCUUUGAAUUUGAAUGACAUUCAGUGUUUGAAUUUCACUUGGCAUUUUUGCAAUAAUAGUGAACCAGUACAUGGCACUUCCGUUUUAAAAGUGUUGGAAACCUUUCAAUAUAAUAUUGUUAUUGGAAAUAUAUUGCUUGCAAAUUACUAAAUUAAAUGCAUGUGACUGCAUUUGAAGAAUAUUUUAUUAUAUAAAAAAUUGUACCAUUUACAAAAAAGUAAUGUUGAGUAAAAUAUUUGUGUAUAAUGAAAAAUAAAGUGUAGGAAUGUCCUGUCGUCAACCUUAAUGGAGAAAUUUUUUUUACACUGUUCAUUUGCAUAAAUUGCCAAGAUAUUGGUUUGGUCCAUAGAACUGAAAAGUGCUUAAUGAAUUUGACCACGGAUAGUAUCAUAUAGGGCAAUGUAAAAUGAUUAUUAAAUGUAUAUAUGUAUGUAAAGAUCGAGUAUAUUAUAAAUUAUAGACUACAAUAAAUGUAAAUACUGCUGACAGUCGUUUCAUCUAGAUAUCAGUCUUAGCUAGAUAAUUAAAUAUAGGCUAAUAUAAUGAUAAAUAAUUAAAUUGUCAUAUGCAAUGAUGACAGUUAUGCAAAAGAAUUAGAAUUAGUAGUAACCAUUCAGGGUAUGAAGGGUAAAAUUAUGUCCCCUUAAAUAAUUGGAAAUUUAUGGAUAUAUUUUUUAUAACUUUUAGAAAUAUUAUAGUUAGAGAAUUGCUGUUUUAAAAUCUGUAAAAGUACAUGUAAUACAGUGUCCAAUUUCAAAAUAUUUCAAACCCAUAACCACCUAGCACUUAUGAUUUGUUUUUCUUUUUAUUACAUACCCUCAAAUUUUUUUCUUGCAGAAAUUCUGCUAGUGAGGUGAAAGUGUUGAAAUAAUAGUUCUUGUUUAUUCACAUUCAACAAAAACCACAUACGAGUAGGAGGAAUUUAUAACAUAACGAAGAUUGGCAGCUCGAUGUUUGGAGAUUUGUGCUAGUGUUUUAUGUCUUGCAUUCAGAUGUUGUUAAUCUUUAAUAGUACCGGUAUUCAUUAUUUUUUAAUCAUGUGAUUAUGCCUCAUUUUUUGGCAAUACUGUUUCAGCAAAUGGGGAAUAUUUCUAUCUUUUAUGAGAGUCACGUGAUUGUGCUUAACAAGGGGAUGUAACUAUUAUGUCUGUGGUCAUCAGACUCCACAACCACUUAGUUAUUACUUGGUGUAGCAGUUUAAUAUAGUCCAGUUCAGAAAAUAGUUAAGAUAAUGAUACAAAACCCUGAAAUAUCUUUUAAAAUCUUUUUUUGAUGAUUACAAAUAGGAUGGCCUCUGUAGUACUUAAGUAAUCCAUUGUAGUACUUAAGUAAUCCAUUGAUUUGAAGUUAUUUGUUAUAUUUACGACUAACUGAUAACAACUAUGCAAAUGAAAUACUGCAACUUGUGUAACAGUAACAUGGUAUUCGGGUGGCUAACAGAAAAGUUUGGUGGUCAACCUAUGUUAAUUUUUUGCAAGGUAGUUGUUAAGGGAGAGUACUCUCUAAAACUAACAUUCACAGAUAUUGUAGUAUUUUUCACAGAAUAUAUCCUGAUAUAGAAACUUGUUUUGAAUUGCAUGGGUAAGAAUAUUUAAUGGUUGUGUGCAGCCAGCAGACCACAGUUUCAGAUUGAUAUUGUGUUAAUGAAACCUGCCUUAUAAAACUUAUCUUGUUAAUUUGUAGUGUUAAAGUUUAUUUAGUAAAUAUGAUACAGUAGGGGUUCUUUUAUAAUAAAAUAGAUAAAUAUAAAAUUUACUUUUUCAGCCAUCCCUGUCUGUUCUUGUAAUAUAGUAGUUUAUUUACUGAAUGGAUGAGAGAAAAAGAAUCGAUCAUGCAUAUAUGCAGUCAGGUGGAAUAGAGAAAGUACAGCUCAGUGGUGGCAAUUUUGACCCAGGGUCUCUAGCAAACCUCAUCCCAGGUCAAAAUUGUUACCACCUUGGGUGUACUUCUUCUAUCCAACAUGGCAACAAUGAUGGAUUCUUGUUAUGUUCUCCCAGAAAAUGUAUGUAGAAAUUAUCACACACUUUGUAGUAACUUGUUUACAAGAGCUUUAACUCUAUUUUUCAUUAUUUUUUUCUCUAGUAUGGGAUCGGUACUCAGUGAUAACACUGCUUACUUCAGGUCUGAUGGCUUGUCGGAAUGAACUCGUUUGGUUGACCCAUAUAGUUUUUCUCAUUCCAAACAGGUAUUUUGUUUUUAAUUUUUGACGGCAGCGAUGGCAUCAACUUUUGUAUUAAAGUUUAACAUUAAAGUUUCAUGUUUAGAUCAGUUCUCAUAAACUAAAAGUCCUAGGUCACUGAAACUUGGUUGAUAGUUGCACCUAUGGAUGUUCAUAUCAGAGCAGAGAAUUCUUGUUUAAUCUAUGUGUAGCUUAUAUGGCAGCAUUGGUUUCUUUAAGCUACUUGUCACAAUUACCGUAUGUUAGAUACCCAACAGCUGUAAGUAAUAGCUGGGAGCCAAAUUAACAAAACAUCGUAAACUAGUUUACACUUAGAAAAUUGUAUGUUGAAGAGUGUUGAAGAGUAUUUGGUAUCUAUUUGAAGCAGAUAAUUACAAUAAUAUGGAAGAUGAGUCAUGGACAGGACAGAAGAAAGUGAUUUAUCUGCAUUUCAAAAUGUAUUAUUUGUACGGUACUGUUUUUAAUAACACUGUUUGCAGAAAAACAACAGUCCUUAUAAUUACAGUGAGUUUAAAAUAUAUACCAGUAUAUAAUUUUAUUUUAUUUUUCCUGUUAUACAUAUUCUAUAAUUCCAUAGUUAUCAGUGUGAAAUAGAUACGAAAUAUUUCUUUUAUGAAUUUGGUCCCAGGUUCGUGUAGGCAUGAUUCACUACUAACUAGAUCAUCGGUUGUUGGUGUUGAGUGAUGAUUUACUUCAUACUGCUAGUGUGAAGAAAAUAGCAUUUGAGGAUUUUGGUAAUAAUUUAGGCAGCUGAUCAGUUAGGGGCUGAUAAUUACGAUUAUUUUGAAGUUGUUUCUUUGACCAGUAUUGUUGUUUAAACUGAAAUGUCUUCUGACACAUACAAAAGAAUUACAAAACAGUAGAGUUUUAUUCAGCAUGCUAGAUCGAUGUCAGCUGGCACAAAUUAGAAGAUGGCUCAAAUUAUUGUAAAGUCAGAAGUUAUUUUGUCUUCUUUGUAGAAGAAAAGAAUUUGAUGUCAUUAUGUUAAUCCUAUUCAUAACAUUUAAUCCAAAUAUGAUCUGGUGCUGUAUAUUGUAAUUGUACAGGGUAAGUUUGAUUUGUGAUAAUUUUUCCAUUCAUAAUUCAUAUAAUGUUUUAGGCGUGAUUUUUUUAUGGUAUGACCACUCAACAUUGUAAAGCUAUAAUCAAAAGGUUUGUGUUGUCCUAAAGUUUUGACAGAUGUUCACCCAUUUUACCUGUUCAUUUUUUUUUUACUGUAUUAUCCAUUCUUUUCAAGUUGCCUUGUUCAAACUGGUUCCCAGAGCUAAAAGGAUUAUGGUUGAAGAUUGGUGUUUUUCUAUGUACAUUGUUUUUGUAAGAGCUCAGAUAAAACUAGAUGUAAUUUGUCUUGUCAUGUAUACAUGCAUGUAGAGGCUAACCCGCUCCAACCCAGCAUUUCCCCAAUAACAAGAUUACACAAUAAUACAGAUACGGGAAAGGAGUUAAUCAUAGCCUUCCACAGCUGUGAAACUGGUGAGCUUGAAUCCAGUUUCACUAAUAGAUAUCUCAUAACAGAACUGGAUUGUGAAAAAACACACCCUUAAUUAAAGAAACAGUCAGACCUCAUUACAAGGACCAUCCUUACAACAUUUACAUCAUCCGACCAGAAAUUAUCAAGAACAAAUGAACAUCAGUGUUGUUCUGUUCUUUACAUCAGAAUUUACACUUUCCGACACCCAACGGAUUAAACAUAUACAUGUACCUCUUUAGAAGAAUAAAUGACUCAAUCAUAGAUGCUGUUAUGUGUAGCAUUGGGCAUCUGCUGGGUCACCUGAUGUCCUACUUAACGAGGUCUGUAAAGUUUGCUGAUGUGAUUUUGAAAAUAAGCCUUUAGUCAUUUAGUUAAAAGAAUAAUUGUCUUUGUUUUAUGGCAAUUUGUGAAUGUGCAGGACAGAAGCAGAAACCAGUCAUAGAUUGGAUGUCUUUGACCAGUGGAUGCAUCUUUGACCAGUGGAUGCACCUUAAUGUAGUCUAUUGAUUAAUCAGUUUUAAUAUAUAAUGGUUCCAGUAAAACAUAUUUUAUUACAAGUACAGUAUCUUGUAUUUGUUGUUUUUUUAUGUUAAAUUCAAUACAUUAAUUAUUUAAAGGUG
Gigantopelta aegis is the source of this 6972-nucleotide messenger RNA. RefSeq lists its product as uncharacterized. Gene Ontology annotation, molecular function: protein binding. The record is from RefSeq and is a predicted model, not a curated record. The transcript is spliced from 7 exons. Lineage: Eukaryota; Metazoa; Mollusca; Gastropoda; Neomphalida; Peltospiridae. The coding region runs from base 235 to 1851 and encodes 538 amino acids. Gene Ontology annotation, cellular component: plasma membrane.